CUUCUUGAACAACAUUGGGGCCGGGAACAACUCAAGAGGAACAAUGGGGUUAUUCAGAAGUUUUGUCUUCCUCUUGGUCCUAUACCUGCUGCAGGGGUCCAAUACUUCCCUUGUUCGGCUGGAUAAUAAUGGCUACGAGGGCAUUAUCAUUGCUAUAGACCCUGUUGUGCCAGAAGAUGAAACACUAAUUCAACAGAUAAAGGACAUGGUGACUGCAGCAUCUACUUAUCUGUUUGAAGCCACAGAAAAAAGAUUUUUUUUCAAAAAUGUAUCAAUAUUAAUUCCAGAGAAUUGGAAGAACAUCACUCAGUACAAGAGGCCAAAGCAUGAAAGUUACAAACAUGCUGAUGUGUUAGUCUCACCACCUACCCUCCCAGGUAGAGAUGAGCCAUAUACCAAGCAGUUCACAGCCUGUGAAGAAAAAGGAGAAUACAUUCACUUCACCCCUGACUUUGUACUUGGAAAAAAACAAAAUGAAUUUGGACCAUCAGGUAGACUAUUCGUUCAUGAGUGGGCCCAUCACCGCUGGGGAGUGUUUGAUGAGUACAAUGAUGAUGAGCCCUUCUACAGCGCUAACACAAAGAAAAUUGAAGCAACAAGGUGUUCCACAGGCAUUACUGGUAUAAACAGAGUGUAUAAGUGUCAAGGAAACAGCUGUGUAACUAAUAGAUGCAAAACUGAUUCCAAGACAAACCUGUAUGAAAAAGAUUGUCAGUUCUUCCCUCAUAAAUAUCAAACUGAAAAGACAUCCAUAAUGUUUAUGCAAGGUAUUGAUUCUGUCGCUGAAUUCUGUAAUAAAAAAACCCAUAACCGUGAAGCUCCAAGCCUACAAAACAAAAUGUGCAAUUUCAGAAGCACAUGGGAGGUGAUCAGCAAUUCUGAGGAUUUUAGAAACACAGUGGUUAUGGUGGCACCACCCCCUCCACCUGUCUUCUCAUUGCUAAAGAUCAGUGAAAGAAUUGUGUGCUUAGUCCUUGAUAAGUCUGGAAGCAUGGCUGAUUCUAAUCGCCUAGAUCGAAUGAAUCAAGCAGCAAAACAUUUCCUGCUUCAGACCGUUGAAAAUGGAUCCUGGGUGGGGAUGGUGCACUUUGACAGUACUACCUACAUCAGAAGUAAUCUAAUCCAAAUAAUAAGCAGCAAUGAAAGAAGAAAGCUCUUGGAGAGUUUACCUGCAGUUGCUAGUGGAGGAACUUCCAUCUGCAGUGGAAUUAAAGCAGGAUUUCAGGUAAUUGGAAACACUUACUCCCAAAUAGAUGGAUCUGAAAUAGUGCUGCUGACUGAUGGGGAGGAUAACUCUGCAAGCACCUGUAUUGAUGAAGUGAAGCAAAGUGGGGCCAUAAUUCAUUUUAUUGCUCUGGGACCAAAUGCCGAUAAAGCAGUCAUAGAGAUGAGCAAUGUAACAGGAGGAGAACAUUUUUAUGCUUCAGAUGAAGCCCAGAACAAUGGCCUCAUUGAUGCUUUCGCGGCCCUUGCAUCAGGAAACACCGAUGCCUCCCAGCAGUCUCUUCAGCUUGAAAGUAAGGGAUUAAAACUCAACAGUAUUGACUGGAUGAAUGGCACUGUAAUAAUUGAUAGCACUGUGGGAAAGGACACAUUCUUUCUCAUCACAUGGAACCAUCAGCUUCCCGUUAUUUCUCUCUUGGAUCCCACUGGAAACUCAGUGGGAAAUUUCACAGUGGAUGAAGCUUCCAAAAUGGCCUAUCUCAGUAUUCCAGGAACUACAAAGGUGGGUGUUUGGUCUUACAGUCUUCAAGCAAAAGCAAACGCAGAGACAUUAACUAUAACAGUAAAUUCUCGAGCGGCAAAUUCUUCUGUGCCUCCAAUCACGGUGAAUGCUAAAAUGAAUAAAGACACAAACAGCUUCCCCAGCCCAAUGAUUGUUUAUGCAGAAAUUCUACAGGGGUAUAUACCCAUUCUUGGAGCCAAUGUGACUGCUUUCAUUGAAUCAAAUACUGGGAAAACAGAAGUUUUGGAACUUUUGGAUAAUGGUGCAGGUGCUGAUUCUUUUAAGAAUGAUGGAGUCUACUCCAGAUAUUUUACAACUUAUAAAGAAAAUGGCAGAUAUAGCUUGAAAGUACGGGCUCAUGGAGGAGAAAAUGCUGUCAUGCGAAACUUACGGUAUCCACUGAAUAGAGCUGCAUAUAUACCAGGCUGGGUAGUGGAUGGGAACAUUAAAGGGAAUCCGCCAAGACCUGAAAUUGAUGAGAACACUCAGACAAACUUGGAGAGUUUCACCAGAACAGCAUCUGGAGGUGCAUUUGUGGUUUCAAACGUUCCAAAUCUUCCCUCCUUGCCUGACGUCUUCCCACCAAGUCGAAUCACAGACCUGAAGGCCACAUCAGAUGAGGAUGAGAUCAGUCUAACAUGGACAGCACCAGGAGAUGAUUUUGAUGUUGGAAAGGUUCAAAAGUAUAUCAUAAGAAUAAGCGGAAGUAUUCUGGAUCUAAGGGAUAAUUUUGAUGAUGCGCUGCAAGUAAACACUACUGAUCUGUUACCAAAAGAGGUCAACUCCAAGGAAAACUUUACAUUCAAACCAGGAAAUAUCUCAGAAGAAAAUGCAACCCACAUAUUCAUUGCCAUUCAAAGUGUGGAUAAAAGCAAUUUGACAUCAAGGGUAUCUAACAUUGCACAAGCAGCUUUGUUUGUGCCUCAAGCAGAUGACAUACCUGAUGACAUUCAUCCAGAUCCUAAUCCUGAUAAAAAUCCCCCUAAGUCCGGACUCAGCAUUUCUACUUUGGUGGUGUUAGUGGUUGGCACUGUGAUAACUGUCAGUCUGAUUUUGAGUAUCACCAUUUGUGUCUUAAGCAGGAAAAGAAAUUCUAGCAGACCUAGAACAGGGUUUUAAAAAACAUCAACAACAAAAGUAAAGGAUGUUUCUCAAUUUUUAAAUUUAUCAUGUGUGAUCAUGAACUCAUACAAAUAAUUUUAAGAGUUUUAGAAGGGAUAGUUUGACUACAUAUAAACAUGAAGAGGUGUCUGAAAGAUUGUGAAUCAGUAUUAAAUUAAAUAAUUUUAUUUAUUCAUUGUUUUAUCACAAAAGGUGAUAAAGAUCCUUUUUCAUAUUCAUACCUGGCUGUAUAUUAUCUGACACAAAAGUUCUCUAUAAAAAUUCAAAUUUCAUCAAGAAGUUAAGACUGUCUAUUGGAGUGGUCAAAAUGCAAGUGUAAGAAGGCAAAUAAACAAUAUUUGAGAAAAAUGAA
Messenger RNA from Lipotes vexillifer (Yangtze River dolphin), 3200 nucleotides. It is a transcript of the gene CLCA4, whose product is annotated as chloride channel accessory 4. Lineage: Eukaryota; Metazoa; Chordata; Mammalia; Artiodactyla; Lipotidae. The transcript has 14 exons. Gene Ontology annotation, biological process: chloride transport. Gene Ontology annotation, cellular component: plasma membrane. The record is from RefSeq and is a predicted model, not a curated record. Bases 44 to 2845 code for a protein of 933 amino acids. Gene Ontology annotation, molecular function: intracellularly calcium-gated chloride channel activity.